Phaethon lepturus (White-tailed tropicbird) is the source of this 808-nucleotide messenger RNA. RefSeq names its product Ras protein-specific guanine nucleotide-releasing factor 1 (gene RASGRF1). The transcript has 8 exons. Lineage: Eukaryota; Metazoa; Chordata; Aves; Phaethontiformes; Phaethontidae. Gene Ontology annotation, biological process: positive regulation of GTPase activity; Ras protein signal transduction. The annotation marks the transcript as partial. Gene Ontology annotation, molecular function: guanyl-nucleotide exchange factor activity. Gene Ontology annotation, cellular component: plasma membrane. The record is from RefSeq and is a predicted model, not a curated record.
GGCUCUUUCUCAGGAUGAUCAAGAUGAUACCCAUUUAAAAAUAGAGGAUAUCAUUCAGAUGUCAGAUUGUCCAAAACCAGAGUGCUUUGAGACUUUGUCAGCCAUGGAGCUUGCAGAGCAAAUAACUCUUUUAGACCACGUAGUUUUCCGAAGCAUACCAUAUGAAGAGUUUCUCGGGCAGGGCUGGAUGAAAGUGGAUAAAAAUGAGAGAACACCCUAUAUUAUGAAAACUAGUCAACAUUUUAAUGAUAUGAGUAACCUUGUUGCCUCCCAAAUCAUGAAUUACGCUGAUGUCAGCUCCCGGGCUAACUCAAUUGAAAAGUGGGUAGCAGUAGCUGAUAUCUGUCGAUGUAUGCACAAUUACAAUGGUGUGUUAGAAAUCACGUCAGCCUUGAACAGAAGUGCAAUCUACAGACUUAAGAAAACUUGGGGUAAAGUAUCCAAACAGACAAAAGCUCUCAUGGACAAGCUUCAGAAGACUGUGUCAUCUGAAGGAAGAUUUAAAAAUCUUAGAGAAACACUCAAAAAUUGUAACCCACCUGCUGUUCCCUACCUUGGAAUGUACCUGACAGACCUGGCAUUCAUUGAAGAAGGAACACCAAACUUCACUGAGGAAGGCCUUGUCAAUUUUUCCAAAAUGAGAAUGAUCUCACAUAUUAUCAGGGAAAUACGCCAGUUCCAACAGACCUCCUACCGCAUAGAGCAUCAGCAGAAGGUCACUCACUAUUUACUUGACAAGACACUCAUCAUAGAUGAAGAUACCUUGUAUGAGCUUUCCCUAAAGAUUGAACCCAGACUCCCUGCCUGA